AUGCUUUGAAUCGUGCAGAAUACUCAUGUCAUAGAUAUAACCAUGAAAAACGUUUUGAAUACUGUAAACUUGCGAGUGCGGAAACAUGUUUAUGCGUGUCUGUGGCGUCCUCUUCGGCGCGCGAUAAGUUCUGCUCCGCAGACAUGUGCAGCGGAGAGAGACAGUGGGAACAGCAUCCUGAGGAACAGGUGGAAGGACACAGCAGACACUGUGAUCAUCGGAGGGGGAUGUAUUGGGGUCAGCCUGGCCUACCACCUGGCCAAGGCGGGCGUUAAGGAUGUGGUGCUGCUCGAGAAGUCCGAGCUGACUGCCGGCUCCACCUGGCAUGCUGCAGGUUUAACCACAUACUAUCACCCCGGCAUUAACCUGAAGAAGAUUCACUACUACAGCAUUAAGUUAUACGAGAAGUUGGAGGAGGAAACAGGACAGGCCGUUGGGUUUCACCAGCCGGGCAGCAUUCGCAUUGCAUCGACCCCAGUCCGAGUGGACGAGCUGAAAUACCAGAUGACACGCACACUCUGGCAUCCAACACCGCAGUUCCUCAUUGGACCAGAGAAGGUCCAGGAGCUCUUUCCAUUGCUUAACGUGAACAAGGUGUUGGCUGGACUUCACAACCCUGGAGAUGGGCACAUUGACCCGUACUCUCUCACCAUGGCAUUGGCUGCGGGUGCCCGCAUGCACGGUGCCCAGAUAUACCACCCUGCCCCCGUCACCGGGCUCACUGCCACAUCUGAUGGAAAAUGGGACGUGGAGACACCCUAUGGGAGGGUCCGUGCCACCCGCCUCGUCAAUACAGCAGGAUUUUGGGCUCGAGAGGUUGGGAAGCUUAUAGGCCUGGAGCAUCCAACCAUCCCGGUUCAUCACCAGUACGUGGUGACGGCGACUGUGCCACAGGUGAAGGCCCUGAAGGCGGAGCUGCCUGUGAUCCGGGACCUGGAGGGAUCCUACUACCUCCGGCAGGAGCGGGACGGCCUGCUCUUCGGGCCGUACGAGAAGGAGGCCAAGAUGAAGCUGCAGGACUCCUGGUUCAGAGACGGAGUCCCUCCAGGCUUUGGGAAGGAGCUCUUUGAAUCGGACUUGGACCGCAUUAUGGAGCAUGUAGAGGCUGCCAUGGAGAUGGUUCCUGUCCUGAAGGAUGCUGACAUCAUCAAUAUCUUGUCAGGUCCCAUCACAUACACCCCAGACCUUUUGCCUAUGGUGGGACCUCACCAAGGUGUGCGCAACUACUGGACUGCAGUUGGCUUUGGCUAUGGAAUCAUCCAUGCUGGAGGGAUGGGCAAGUUCUUGAGCGACUGGAUUGUUAAUGGGGAGCCGCCCUUUGACCUGAUCGAGUGCGACCCCAACCGCUACGGAAAGUGGACCACGGAAUCUUACAUCUGUGCUAAGGCUAGGGAAUCGUACGGCUUCAACAACGUAGUGGGAUACCCAAAGGAGGAGCGCUUUGCGGGCAGACCCACGCACAGGGUGAGCGGCGUGUACGACCAGCUCAAAUCCAAGGCGUCUAUGGGAUUUCAUGCUGGUUGGGAGCAACCUCACUGGUUCUACAAGGAUGGAGACGAGACUGGAUACAGGCCGAGUUUUCAGCGCACAAACUGGUUUGAACCUGUGGGACGGGAGUACAGGCAGGUCAUGGAGAAAGUGGGGGUGAUUGACCUGACCCCAUUCGGAAAGUUCAUGGUCAAAGGGAAGGACUCGGUGAAGCUGCUGGACCGUCUCUUUGCCAAUGUUAUGCCGAAGGUGGGCAUGACCAACAUCAGUCACAUGCUGACCCCCACAGGGAAGGUCUACGCCGAAGUGACGAUAACACAGCUUACCGAAGGAGAGUUCCUUCUCAUUACUGGCUCUGGGUCAGAGCUACAUGACCUCAGGUCAGUCUCGGAAUCUGUCCAAAGAAAUAUGCAGAGAUGGAUUGAAAAGGAGGCGGAGGAUGGUGGCUACGAUGUGAGCAUUACCAACGUGACGGAGGACAUGGGGGUGCUGGGCAUAGCGGGACCCAAGUCUAGGACUGUCCUGCAGAAACUGACAGAUGAGGAUAUGAGUGAUUCCAGCUUUAAGUUCCUUCACUGCAAGUCCAUCAAAGUGGCCGGAAUUCCACUGAGAGCUAUAAGAAUCUCUUAUACAGGGGAGCUGGGCUGGGAGCUGUACCAGGACAGCAAGCACACAGCCGCCGUGUACCAGGCCCUGAUGCAGGCUGGAAGGGACGAGGGCAUCGACAACUUUGGGACCUACGCCAUGACCUCACUGAGACUGGAGAAAGGCUUUAGGGCCUGGGGAGCAGAGAUGAACUGUGACACCAAUCCUUUGGAAGCUGGCUUAGACUACUUCAUCAAGUUAAACAAGCCUGCUGACUUCAUUGGAAAGAAGGCUCUUCAGGAGAUCAUGGCUGUGGGCCUGACACGCAAGCUGGCUUACCUCACCGUGCAGACUGAUGACGUUGACCCUGAGGGCAAUGAGACCAUCUGGCAUGAUGGCAAGGUGGUUGGGAACACGACUUCCGGGGCCUACAGUUACAACGCUGGGCAAAGCCUGGCCUUUGGUUACCUGCCCGUUGCGCUGAGCGCUGUGGGCCAGAAGGUGCAGGUGGAGCUGCUGGGCAAAAAGUAUACAGCCACUGUGGUCCAGGAGCCUCUGGUGAUGACAGAGCCGACGAGGACCCGUAUGAAGAAGAAGAAGAAGGCUACAGGCACGACUAAGGAAGGCCACUGAGAAGCCUGUUUGGGACCAGUGGGCAGAGUGUGGGGAGUAACUGUGCGUUUCGAUGGCCCAAUCAAAAGAAACGUCUUCCUCUAUGUGGUUUGCUUUAGACGGAGGAGUAAAACCCAUGUCAACAUUACGUAACUGCCUCUGAGUUUGCUGAAGUGUGUUGUGAAGGAAAAUGCUGUAAUUAUGUGGGGUUUCGUGAAGAAUGAAAAUUCUCCAAUCUAUUCUCCUUUUCUGAACACAUACUCAGGGUGCCCCCCUGAACACGGCUGCUGACCAAUGUCGCUCAAUCGCUUUCCCAUUGAUAUUGGGCAACACAUGUCUAUUAGAAAAACUUUGAUCGGCAGUGGGCAACUUUUCGCGAUCAUCCAGAUCCAGAUGAGCUGCCCCUUGUCUCACCUGCUUGUCAAUUCCAAGGCAACAUUGGUAAUAAAUUUGUCCUGUGUAACAUCACAAUAGGACCUUGCAUCCCCA
Paramormyrops kingsleyae is the source of this 3174-nucleotide messenger RNA. It is a transcript of the gene dmgdh, whose product is annotated as dimethylglycine dehydrogenase. The record is from RefSeq and is a predicted model, not a curated record. Gene Ontology annotation, cellular component: mitochondrion. NCBI's taxonomy places the organism in Eukaryota, Metazoa, Chordata, Actinopteri, Osteoglossiformes, Mormyridae. Gene Ontology annotation, molecular function: protein binding.